AUGCGGCCAUUUCAGUGGCCAAAAGACCUAAAGCCUCUCCUUUUACGCUUCAAAGACAGGGCAUCCAUUGCUAAAAUCCACGCUAUCAUGAUAUCAUCUGGGACAUUCGACCGUGGAACUUCUUUCAAUGGCCAAUUGGUAGCAUCCUAUAUCCGAAUUGGCGACAUUGAAUCAGCCCGACUAGUGUUCGAUAAAUCGCCCCACAGAGCCGUAGAUGCUUAUAAUGCCAUGAUCAUUGCGUAUUCACGUAAAGUUUGCCCACUAGAAGUGAUUAAACUGUACAAGCAAAUGAAUUUGGAAGGAGCUAGACCCGAUAGCUCUACUUUUACGUUGGCACUAAAGGCGUGUACAAGCUUGUUAGAUUUGGAUAUGGGUGAAAAAAUUCGAACCAAUGCUGUGAAAUGUGGAUAUGAGCAUGAUAUGUUUGUUGGGUCUUCUGUUUUGAAUUUGUAUGCUAAGUGUGGCCAAAUGGAUGAAGCAAUGGGUGUGUUUGAAAAGAUUCCGGGGAGGGAUAUUGUUGCUUGGACGACAAUGAUAACGGGGUUUGUACAAAGUGGUCGAGUGAGUGACGCGAUAUGGAUAUAUAGGCAGAUGCAAAAAGAGGGCAUAGAAGGGGAUGGGGUUGUGAUGUUGGGGUUGAUUCAGGCUUGUGCAAAUAUUGGGGAUACGAAAAUGGGUCUUUCUGUUCAUGGACAUAUGAUUAGGAGGGAUCUUCGUAUUGAUGUGGUGGUGCAAACCAGCCUUGUGGACUUGUAUGCAAAGAAUGGACAGUUGGAGCUUUCUUCUCGUAUGUUUAGGAAUAUGAGUCAUAGGAAUGCUGUUUCUUGGAGUGCUUUGAUUUCUGGCUGUGCUCAAAAUGGUUUUGUUGGGAAUGCACUUGAACUAUUGAAAGAGAUGCAGAGUUUUGGGUUUGAACUGGAUUUAGUGUCGCUGAUGAGUGGACUUUUGGCCUGUUCUCAAGUUGGUUUUUUGAAACUGGGUAGGUCGAUACAUGGAUAUAUCAUGAAAAGGCUUGAUCUAGAUCAAGUUCUUGGCACUGCAUUGAUUGACAUGUACUCAAAAUGUGGAUUCCUUUCUAAUGGCCGUGCAGUAUUUGAGCUGUUAAGUUCUAAGGACUUGAUCUCCUGGAAUACAAUGAUUGCCAGCUAUGGUAUCCAUGGACAAGGAAUGGAGGCUCUCUCACUCUUCCUCCACAUGACAGAGACAGACUUAAAACCAGACCAUGCAACUUUUGCUUCUCUGCUCUCUGCCUGUAGUCAUUCUGGUUUAGUAGAAGAAGGGAAAUACUGUUUUGAUCGCAUGGUAUAUGAAUUCAAUAUUAAACCAAGCGAGAAGCAUUAUGCUUGUUUGGUUGAUCUUUUGGCUCGUGCCGGACGAGUGGAAGAAGCUCGUGAUCUGAUAGAUUCAAUGACAACCGAUCCAGGGAUUGCUGUGUGGGUUGCCCUUCUUCUAGGUUGCCAUAUACAUCGUAAGUUGUUGACUGGAGAGUUGGCAGCAAAGAAGGUUCUUGAGUUGAAGCCAGAUAAUCCUGGAAUUUAUGCUCUAGUUUCAAACUUUUACGCCGCAGCAAGGAAGUGGGAUGAAUUUGCUGGGGUGAGGAAGGUCAUGAAAAAUACAGGGAUGAAGAAAGUACCUGGUUACAGUGUUGUGGAAGUGCAUGGAAAACUCCAUGCUUUUCUUAUGGAAGAUAAGAGCCAUCCCCAAUAUGAACAGAUUGCGGGAAUGUUGGAGAAGCUGGAGCAUGAGAUGACAGCUAUGGGUUAUAUCCCUAACACAGAAUUUGUGCUGCACAAUCUUGAAGAAGAAGUCAAAGUAAAAAUGGUGUGUAGUCACAGUGAGAGACUUGCUAUUGCUUUUGGGCUCUUGAACACAGGGCUAGGAACUAGAUUGCUCAUCACAAAAAACCUCAGAGUCUGCAGGGAUUGCCAUGAAGCAACUAAGUUUAUCUCCAAAAUAGUGAAUAGAGAGAUUGUGGUGAGAGACGUGAAACGAUUUCAUCACUUUAAGGAUGGAGUCUGCUCAUGCGGUGACUACUGGUAAACCCUGAUAUAAGAGCUUACUUUCCCCUUAUUGGGUUUUGCUUGGUUCAAGUACCCAAUUCUCAGGCCAAGGUCCUAUCACCUUUGAUUGAAGAAAUUUUGACUAUUGUAACUUGAUCGUGGCAGAGAGAUGGAUUGCAUACUGAACUUUAACAUUAAUGUAAAGAAACAGCAUUAUGUUUC
Molecule: messenger RNA, 2222 nt
Organism: Ilex paraguariensis (yerba mate)
Lineage: Eukaryota; Viridiplantae; Streptophyta; Magnoliopsida; Aquifoliales; Aquifoliaceae
Source: the annotation of a GenBank genome assembly